Molecule: messenger RNA, 5423 nt
Organism: Zeugodacus cucurbitae (melon fly)
Lineage: Eukaryota; Metazoa; Arthropoda; Insecta; Diptera; Tephritidae
Product: probable serine/threonine-protein kinase nek3
Exons: 2
Coding region: 935-2977 (680 amino acids)
Source: RefSeq, a predicted model, not a curated record
GAGACAAGUUGGAGUCGACAAUCAGUUUGAAAACGACUUUCAUCCGCAACAGACAUGUAAACGACAAGCAUUCGCUGAGACGAAGUAAUAUUUACUUAACAGUAUGGUAGUAAGAGAUUCGGAGAAUAUAGCUAAAGGAAAGUUCAUUGGGUACAUUGCGAAGAGCGGCAGUGAAAUUUGAUAAUAUCAAUUAAAUACCAAAUUUUGGAAACGAAGGAGAUAGUGAGUCCAACAACGACAUAUGUAUGUGUGUGCAAAGUUGAGUGACAGUGUUCGCCGGUAGCUGCAGCAUCUUCGAAUGCUGGGUAAGCAAGUGUGCAAAGAGCCAAACUAACAAACAAACAAAAAAAUUAUAAAAUAAAUUAAUACUUUCGCGCUACAAAGAAACGUAUAGAAAAUAAAAGUAGAAAACCAAGAUUGAAAAUAAUAUGUGCAUGUAGUGGCAAAUAGUAGCAAAGGUGAAAUGCUCAGGUGAAUAUCGAAUUUUAGAUAUCAAUUGACAAAUGCGCAUACAAGAUUUGUAUGCUUUGGUUAAACGAAAAAAGUGAUAGUGUAUUGGAAAGUUGUCCCGUUUAUUUCACAAUGACAACAACUGGUGCAUGAAAACUGAAUUACAAUUAAAGGUCUGCAAUUCAUUAGGUUAAGAACAGAGAAAAAUUCAAUUGAAUUUAAUAAUCGCCGCACAUUAUUCAGAAUACCAAAAAUCGCCUAAUAACAUUUUAUGCUUAUGAAUAUUGAAGCAUAAAAAGAAAAUAAUUGGAAAAGUGCAAUCUAGUUUAACAAAGUAUUUAUUGUCGAGUUAUAUACAUAUACAUAUGUACGAGUAGAUUGCUUGUGGUGAUCAAAGGAUAAAAUUGGAAGCAUAGGUAUAGUGUCCAAAAGUAAAUGUAAUAUAAGUUGAUAUCUUACUAGAAGUGUCGAGGAAAAGAAAAAAAUGAAUGUUAGUAAAUUGGAUACAACAACAAUGUUAACGCCAUUGACAGCUGGUGGAACCAGUACAAAAUUGGAGCAGCACUCCAAGCCCAUACUGAGCCCCACUCGAUCCCUUGACGAAGGUUUCGAAAGUGAUCCGGAUCGGGUGUCUACCGAUUCGGAGCAUCAAACAAGUGGAACGAAUUGCAGUAGUAGAAGUAGCAAUAUUUGUAACAGCAGUCAUAAUAACAAUAGUCAGAACAACAACAGAAAUAGUGUCGUGCCAAAGCAGAAUAGCGGCUCAACAUUAUCUCAACUAUCGUCAGCGGCCACGGGAGGUCUAAUAGCGUCGACAGCAUCAGUAUCAGCAUCAACAAUGACAGCAACAGCAACUGCCACAUCUAACGUGUCCACAACGAUAGCUCAAAAGACAAGCGCACACACAGAUUUGCAUAAGCUUCGCUUGUUAACAAUGGUCGUUCCACCAUCUCAAAUUGCACGCCGACAGCCGGCGAUUAAUGUGACACCUCCUGCAACCCCUGCAAAUUCCAACAACGGUCAAUAUGCAUGCGGUGCCACGAAAACGACAUUCGAUACGUCAAUGGAAACAUUUCUGAAAGAUCCGUAUUCGCAACAGCAACGUCGUGGCUCAGCAGAGUUGGCACACAAUGGCAACUAUCCGGUUGCUGUGACAACAACAUCAUCAUCUGUUGCUUACGUCCCUAACAGCAAUAACAAAAAGCAAUAUCGUAGUGGGUCCAACUUAGCUGCUCUCACAGCCAAUGUGACACGUGCCAGCGGUGCAUUAACCACACCCACAAACAGUGGUAGCGGAUCACCGUUGCCCUCACAGCGUUUACAAUAUCAAAAGCAACGCCAACCAAUGGUAGCAUCUACCGCCGGUCAUCAGACAGUGCACAAUCAUCGAUAUACUGCCGGUAGUAGCGGCAUUGGAGGUGGUGUGGCUAGUGGAUUUCGACGUGCACGCACGCGGGCAAUGUCUCCUGCAGUGGUGAAUUGUUUGACAAACAUCAGCCAUGGCGUCAGCAACAAUACAGGAGCCAGCAUUGGUGGUAUGCAAGUUCACACCUCACGCAGCCAACUUCUCUCCCGCAACACCAAUGUGCGUUCACAUUCGGUUGAUGCCAUUUCGCGGCAUCGCAAUGGAUAUGACCCGGCCAAUGCACUUAUUCUUAAACACGAAGGAAGUGGCGUCCCCAGUUCGGGCAAUCAUAGCAUCAUUAGUGCUGGUGGUUCCAGCAACACCGCCAGUAAUACACGCAUGAUGAAUUAUAAAUAUUCCAGUGGGGGUGUUGGAAAUGUUGUCACGACGAGCACCGGACAAGCUCUACUAGUACAGCCAAUUUCAAGUGCAACUUUGUCGGCGAGCUCAGCAGCAGUUUCACUUCCAGCCGCUACAACAGUUCUCAAUCCAGCGAACGCUGUUGAUGCCACUGCUGCGUUGGUCGCAGCAGCUGGUGGAUCACCGGUUAUCGCUUCGGCCACCAACAGCCUAUACACGUUCUACCCAGCCGAAGGCAACUUGCAAGUUUGGCAGUCCGAGUGCGGCGACCUCACGUACAAAUCAUCGCGCAAUCAGCACACGCACAAGGUGCCGGUCUGUUGGACACAAUCGAUACCAAGGCAAACAAGACGAUACAUUACUCCAGCAACCGCAUCCAAUGGCAGUGGCGCUGCCAGUAUAGCAUAUCCCUCCACCAAUGGACAAAUAUAUAGGGUGCAUACGGCCACGACUGUGGACAAUGGUCCACUGGCGCAGGCGCAGGCGACUAGUAUGAAUAUUUCCCCUCGUAACAACAAUAGCAAUAACGGUGGUGUGGAUAAUGUAGACGGUUAUCACAGCGAAAACAGCGGGGGAAGCAGAGACAUAAACUCGACAAGUGGAUUCUCACAUAGAUUAAAAGAAUUAGCAGCGUCGGCAGGCCUCUUAACGCUAAAGCCGCGCCAACCGCUGAAACCAGUGAUAAAGACACGUGGCUCACCAGGACCUGAAUUUCCUAAAAAGGUCACUUUCAGCGCCUUCGCUACCGUACAGGUGGUGUAGUGUGUGCGCAAUUAAAAGCUAAUCUGACUUGAGUGAAGAUCAAAAGGUUGGUUGGCAGAAAUCCAUAUACUUAUUUGAAAAAUAAAAAACUUAUAUAGUAUACAUAUGUACAUAUAUUAAAUAACUUGCAUUAAUAUUUUUUUUUUAACUUUGAACAUUUCAAACCCGGACAACGACGUCUCGCUUUGUACCAUUGUAAUUCGUAAUUAUAUUUACACAAAUACAUGUAAAUGUGGGUAUUUGUUUAAAGAAUAUGUGUUUACUGUAACUAGCCAUGAUCCCAUGAUCGCUUCACUUUACCUAUGUACAAUCUCACACUUACAUACAUAUGCAACCAGAUUUAGUAAGUACUGUGUAUUUAAAUUGUUUUUGUUGUUGUUAUUUAUCAAUAUAUACACCCAAGGAUGUGUUAAAAUCAUUAAUAUUUACUUACGAAUACUAGGAACAUCAACAAUAUGGAUAAUCGGAAGCACUUUCAUUACCGAUAAUUGUCGUUCACACUUACAGCGCAUAGUCAUACAAGUUCAUAGAAGAGCGAAUCCGACGUAAUUCGUACAAUGUGUGAAUUUUUGACUAUUGUAUAUAUGUAUAUAUAUACGUAAUAAGUAUUUUUAUUAUAAGAAUUCGAAGAUCAUUUUUGGAUUAUUGCGGAUCCUGCUCGAGCCAAUAAAAACUAAGGAGCCUACUAGCUUACUUAGAUCAACCAGUUUUGUGUAAUAUGUGAAAAUAAUUAUAGUAGUUGCUGGAACUCCAACUAUUGGAUAAACUGAUUCGAAUUACUUGACUUGAUGUCUAAAUUUUAAUUACAUUCUUAUUGCUUAUGUUUGGUGAAAUGUACAGUUAACUUAUGAAAUUGUCAAAUCGUCAACAUUAAUUAUUUUAUUUGAAACUGACAAUAUGUAAAUUACAACUAUUUAUUAUUAUGUAUACAUACAUUGAGAUUUUUUAUUUAAAGAAAUCAAGUUUUACGAAUGUCGAUUGCGUAGCUUCUCUAGUCAAGUAAAUAUUAAAAAAAUGCCGUUAUUUUUCUUUUUUUGUAUUAUUAUAUUAUUCAUGCCUAUGUAUUGUAUAUUCAAAUGUAAUUUUAUUAAAACUGCUUCCUGGAUAGUAUCUUUAUAUGUGUACUUGUAAAUUUAUUUCGAGAACAAAAUAAAUCUGCUUCCUUUUUAUUACUGUAUGACAGGUACGGUUUUUUCUUUUCUUCAGAUGAACAGUUGUAGCUUUUCCAAUGCAAUCUUGAAUUAAUAUCAAUAUUUUUAAGGAGUAUUAUCAAUUUUAAAACUAUUAUUUUAUUGAAAAAAUGUAAACUUGGAAUUUUAAAUAAUCACACAAAUACAAAUAGACAACUGCUGUCGAAAUUGUUUACAAUUCAUUCAAAGAAGAAAGCUUUUCUACUGAAAACGUUGCAAUUUCAUCUAUUCAAAAUGUAACGGGAAUUGUAAAAAUUAAAAUUUCACGGAUUUGGAGAGUUCCAUAAAAUAAAAUUUAUAAUGUUGGUAUACAUAUAUAUAUUUUUCAGCUGUAUUCAUUGCAGCUGCUAAGGUUAGACGAGUUUUUGUGAGCCUGGCGAUUUUGAUUACACUUCGUUCCUUUUCGUGAAGGGCCGUCGUUUUAGCAUAGCAAGCAUAGACGAAAUUGAUGAAGUCGAGUUUGAGAAGUGUUUCGACGAUUGGAAGAAGCGUUCACAUAAGUGCAUUAAUUUAAAAUUUCAAUUUAUUCAUAACCAAUUACGAGAUAUACGAAAGCCAAGUCGCAUAGGAGCUACUUUUCUCAUUUCGAUUUUUCUACUGCAUUUGGUUAUUAGUCAAAAUUGUUAAAGAAACAUAUCAUGUAUUAAUUCUUGUAUUGUGUAAAACCUUUAUAAGGGUACAAAGAGCAAAAUAAAAUGCAUAAGAAAGCAUACGAUUGCAAAUAACUGUAAGUUUUUGCUCUCUUAUUAUCCUAUAUUUUAAUGUCCCGUGCGACAUCAAAAAACAACACUUUAUUUUUAUACAAUUAAAAUAAAAAAAAAAUUAUUAUUCGUUCUGAUGGUAACUGCUCUCAGAUUAAAAACAAAUUUAUAUUAUCAAAAAAAAAAUCAAAAUACUCUUCAAAAACAAAAUAGUACAACUGUGCUUAAAAUUAAUUGUAUGUCAUCAGAUUGAAAAUCAUUCCAUAAUAUAUAAUUUAGAUACAAAAUGGUUAAAUGCAUUCCAGGUAUAUCCCAGUUGCAUUUCUUUUGUUGCGAUGGUCAAGAAGUAAAAACUGCUUCAUAUUCAUUAUACUAUUUUCAUUUCAUAAUUUAGAAAAUUUUUGUUGUGUUUCUCGUUUGAUGUUAUUUAAAAAUAAAUACAUUUACUACUUUUUAAAUGAUUUUGCUGGCCGCGUUGGUACAUAAUUCCAUAUUAUCACAACAUAAUCAAUCUAAAUAAUAAAUAUUAUGAUGGAAAAAAUGUUCCGUGCGAAU